AAAUUUAUUGAAGUUUAGAGUGCAUAGUAAUCUUUGUUAAUGUGCCGCCAUUGGGUAAUAGAUUAGUAGAUAAUGUAUUGUAGUGAACUUUAAGAGUAUGAAGAUGGGGUGAAUUUUGGAAGGAAAAUUUUUAAGCAGCAGAAUGCAUUUGAUGUUACUGUCUGGACAUUGAGAAAGUGGGUCUUUUAACUUCCUUUUUUGGUAAUAUUUUUUUGUGGGGUUAGAAAUUGUGCUGAUUAUUUUAAUGAUUUGCAUUCUGUCUGUUUUUAUGCUAAUGAAGCAUAAUUAAUGUGAUAGCGUUGGGGUUUGAAGUCUAGUCAGCAUGACUGGGUGUAGUCAUUGGUUUCCAUGUGGUAUGCUGUAAAUAAAUCUCCGUAGCAUUUAGAAUGUGGAUGAUAUAGAUUUUCCAUGAUUCAAGUUGAGCAUUUAUUUCUGUUAAACUAUGUUCCUGUGUAUGAUCAUGAUGCUUGGUAAAGUUCUGUCAAUCGGAAUUGCUUGUGAUUGCAUUUGUGACUUGCUUGGGAUGGGCUUGCUUGUCAGCAGAGCACAAUACUGGCUUAGAUUUGGAAAAACUUAUACUCAUGGUUUGUUCAGUUCAUCUUUUCAAUGUUUACAUGGGUGUCCUUGUUAACAAUAUAUUCCUUCAUAUAAUAAUCUGCAGCAUCAAAAGAUACCUACACUCACAACAAAGAGUGCUUGAUGACAUAUUAUUGCUGCUAAGACUUAAAGGUCAGUGCUUUGCAUCUCGCCUGGAAAGAAUAUUCAUGGUGCUUUGUCCGAUUGAUUUCUGGUGAUUUGGAUUCGCCCUUUAUGUGGCUUAGUGCCAUAUCUUUGUCAUGCAUUGCUCUGUGUCUUGUAACUUUUAUUCAAAUGCUGUGUGCAUACUAGUGCAAUGGCAACAUCUAGCAAGUUUGAUCCAACUUCCAGUAGCCCAGAUAGACCAUUGUACACUGGGCAGCGUGGAUCCCACAUGGCUGCUUCAUUAGAUAGAUCAGGUAGCUUCCGUGAAAGCAUGGAAAGUCCUAUGUUGUCUUCUGUUACAAGCAUGUCAAGAAGCGGCUCUUCAGCAACACAUGGGGAUGUGGUGAACUUUUUCAAUUGUGUGAACUUUGAUCCGAAAUUGUUAGCGGGAGAGCACAAGUCUAAUCGUCAAAUAGAUUAUAAACGUCAUGUAAAUGUUGCACUUGGAAUUUCACCUGAUGAAUCUCCGUCUAGUUCUUCAAAAGGCAAGCUAGUACCAGAAGAAAUCAAACGACUGAAGGAUACCUUGUAUGCAAGCCAUUUGAAGGCGAGGGAACGUGUGAAAAUGUUCAGUGACGCCUUAUCGGUAUUCCACAAGGUUUUCCCAAGUAUAACUUCAAAGAAGAGAUCUCGGGCUGAAGGGUUUUCUAGUGAUCGAUCCAAUGCCAUCUUAAGUGAUCGGACAGUCUUGGGGCCAAGCAUAAGUAAGGUCGGAAUUCAAGGUCAUGCAGGUACUUUUGAACUUGAGCAGCAAAAGUCAGAAGAACGGACCAAAAAUCCUGUUCCUAACAAGCGCACUCGAACUUCUAUGCUUGAUGUCAGGAUGGAUGUGCGAACCAAUUCUCUCGUCAGGCCAUCUGGACCUGUGGACAGAGAAAAGGAAAUGCUACGGAUUACCAACAGUGGUGCUGUUCAGGGUGAGGAACGAACCUUACCUAUUGGAGGUGAUGGUUGGGAAAAGUCAAAAAUGAAGAAGAAGCGUUCCUGCAUCAAACUAGAUGGUUCUCCAAACACAUUGACAAAACCUGUUAACACCUUCCAGGAGACUAAACAGGGAAUGCAACAAAGACUUGUUGCUGAUGGCCGGUCAAAAUUAAGUAACGAUUCUCAUUCUUUCAGGCCGGGGGUAUCUAAUGGAACUGUUGGAAGUGGAAAAUCAGAUGGCAUCUCUCAACAGACUGGGUUGGCCAUCCGUACCUCUACCCCUAGAAAUGACCAAGAUAAUGGUUCCCUUGUCAAUGAGAGGCGGGGUCGUCCUGCUAGUUCAGACAAGGAAAAGGUGAACUUCAAAGCUGUUAACAAGGCAACUGUUCGAGAUGAAUUUAAUUCUGCUAGCCCCACCUCUGGUACAAAGAUGAAUUCUGCUAUUCGGGCCCCACGAUCAAGUUCUGGAGUUGCCCCCAAGUUGUCACCAGUUGUCCAUAGAGCAGCUGUUCCUAAUGACUGGGAGCUGUCUCAUUGCACCACAAAGCCUCCUGCUGGUGUUGGUACAAACAAUCGCAAACGUGUGGCAUCAGCACGGUCAUCUUCCCCACCUGUUGUUCACUGGCAAAGGCCGCAAAAGAGCUCUCGCACUGCUAGAAGAACAAAUUUCAUGCCCAGUGCUUCAAAUAACGAUGAAGCUCCUUCUUCGGAUGCUGUCUCUGAUGUGGCUGGUAAUGAUGCUGGGCUAGGAUUUGCUAGACGCUUGGUUGGCAAUUCGCAACAAAAUAAAUUAAAAGGCGAUACUUCAUCUUCAGCUGCCUUAUCUGAAAGUGAAGAGUCAGGGAUGGCUGAGGUUAAACCACCAAAAGAGAAGAGCAGGAAAUCAGAAGAGAUUGAACAGAAAGGUGGACAAAACAUUCAAAAGGUGUCUAACUUGGUCUUGCCAACAAGAAAGAAUAAGAUUAUAUCUGGAGAAGAACAUGGAGAUGGUGUUCGAAGGCAGGGAAGGACAGGACGGGGUUUUACUGCCUCAAGGUCUCUGGUGCCAAUGACAUCUGAAAAGCUUGGAAAUAUUGGAACUGCAAAACAACUUAGAAGUGCAAGACUAGAGAAGAAUGAGAGCAAGGCAGGUCGUCCACCAACUAGGAAACUUUCUGACCGUAAAGCCUAUGCACGUCAGAAGCCUACUGCUGUUAGUGCAGCAGCAGACUUUAUUGUUGGGUCAGAAGAUGGACAUGAAGAGCUGUUGGCUGCUGUAAAGGCUGUUAUCAACUCUGCUCGUGCCUUUUCCAGCCCGUUCUGGAAGCAGAUGGAGCCUUUCUUCAGUUUAAUAUCUGAGGAUGAUAUUGCUAACUGGAAGCAGAAGGAAAAUCUUGAAUCAAGCACACCGAUGCACACUGAUGAAACCAUUGGUAAUGGAUUUGGGCUGAAUGGCUUUGAAAGAGAUGUUGGCCUUGAUGCUCAAAGGAGUACUGGAAUUAUUGCAGAGCAGUUACAACCAUCUAAAGGAGAUCAUAGUUCAACUCCUCUCUAUCAAAGGCUUAUAGCAGCAUUAAUCUCAGAGGAUUGUGAUAGUGGAGGUGAAGAUUUCAAGUUUGAUGCAUACGAUGCUGAAUUUGAGACCGACGGGGAGUUUGAAUUGAGUGGCUUGGAUUAUCGAUCACGAACUGAUUUUCAGUUUUGUUGUCCUUCUGCUUAUAAUGGUUAUCGGAUUUUUGGGAAUCCAGAACAUAAUGAAGGUGAAAAUGAUGUAGUUCGUAUUCCAUCAACUGGGUUAAAUUCAAGCCUUGCUAACUCUGUAAAUGGGUUACUCCAUGAUAAAGAAUCAAGAUGUUCAGAGCUGCAAUAUGAUAGCUUAGAUAUUAAUGAUAAGCUUCUUUUGGAGCUUCAAAGCAUUGGAAUUGCCCUGGAACCAGUGCCUGAAAUGUCACACACAGAUGAUGAACGAAUAAUGGAGGAGAUUGCUAGGGUAGAGGAGCUUUACCAAGGACAGGUUUCCAAGAAGAAAGGCAUGCUAGAUGGAUUGUUGAAUUCUGCCACAGUGGGAAAAGAACUUCUAGAAAAGGAUUUUGAACGACGUGCCAUGGAAAAACUCAUUGUAAUGGCUUAUGAGAAGUACAUGGCUUGUUGGGGUCCUGGUACCUCGGGUGGGCGAAAUUCAAGCAACAAAAUGGCCAAGCAAGCUGCAUUGGGAUUUGUUAAGCGGACAUUGGAACGGUGCCAUCAGUUUGAAGAUACAGGCAAGAGCUGCUUCAGUGAGUCUUCCUUCAAGGAUAUGUUCGUUGCUGCUGCUACCCAGCUUAAUGCUGUCCGGCAAUUAGAUGGAAUGGAGGCUGAAUCCUCAAAACCAUAUGUUUCUCCCCUUACUCUGGAAGCAAGAACAGCCUCCAUGGGUUCACAGCAGAGCCCUUCACAAUUUAGUCAGAAUUUAGAUAAUCAUGAGCUAAGUUCAUCAGAUAUGUUCCCUGCUAUAAAUCAUUCAUCUGAACAAAAUGGUGGGAAGGAGGACCUCUGGUCAAAUAGGUUGAAGAAGAGGGAAUUGUCCCUUGAUGAUGUUGGUGGUACAAUAGGUACUUCAAGUGCUCCUGGCAUUGUAAGUUCUCUAACAAGCAGUGCAAAAGGAAAGAGAAGUGAGAGGGAUAGAGAUGGAAAGGGACAUGGCAGAGAGGUGCUAUCUAGAAAUGGAACUACAAAAGUUGGUAGGCCUGCAUCAUCCAGUGCUAAGGGAGAAAGAAAAUCCAAAGCAAAGCCUAAGCAGAAAGCAACACAGCAUUCUGUUUCAGUCAAUGGCCUCGUUGGCAAGUUAUCAGAGCAGCCUAAAGCAGCAUUCCCAUCUAGUUCAAAAUCAAAUGAAACGUCUACUAAUAGCAAUGCCAAGGAAAAGGAUGAGUAUGGCUUGGGUGGUUUGGAUGAACACGAGCCUAUAGAUUUGUCCAACCUACAGCUACCAGGAAUUGAUGAUCUUGCUGACCAAGGUCAGGAUCUUGGUUCAUGGUUGAAUAUUGAUGACGAUGGAUUACAAGAUAACGAUUUCAUGGGCCUUGAAAUUCCCAUGGAUGACCUUUCAGACUUGAAUAUGAUGGUCUGAAGCUGCUUUCUUUGUAUAGUCCUGUUCAUUAUACCAAUAACAAAGGAACAAAGUACUUAUAAGAAAUGACUAGUCACAUAGGAUAGUCUUAUGGCUAAUCCUGUCCACAAUUAGGUUAUAUAGAUUCUUUGGUAGACUCUCCAAGUUGGUUUUGAGUGACCUUUCCAUCUGUUUCAGAUUUUGCUCAUGUCGAAAUUCGUGACUUCCACUGUAAAGAUCUUUUUGUUCUAGGUACAAUUUAGUAUUUCUAGUAGAUUAUAUGUUAGCCACAGUACCCUGGUUGUAGCUCUUACAAAUCAGAGACAAGGCCCCUUGUACAUACAUUUAAUAUUUCUAAUAAAAUCAGCUUUUCAUUUUCUGCAGUAA
Molecule: messenger RNA, 5119 nt
Organism: Arachis stenosperma
Lineage: Eukaryota; Viridiplantae; Streptophyta; Magnoliopsida; Fabales; Fabaceae
Exons: 15
Coding region: 893-4753 (1286 amino acids)
Source: RefSeq, a predicted model, not a curated record